Messenger RNA from Perca flavescens (yellow perch), 7535 nucleotides. It is a transcript of the gene diaph2, whose product is annotated as diaphanous-related formin 2. Gene Ontology annotation, molecular function: actin binding; small GTPase binding. Gene Ontology annotation, cellular component: actin filament. Gene Ontology annotation, biological process: actin cytoskeleton organization; actin filament polymerization. The record is from RefSeq and is a predicted model, not a curated record. Lineage: Eukaryota; Metazoa; Chordata; Actinopteri; Perciformes; Percidae.
CACAGGCCAAUCAGAACAUUGCUGGGCGGAAUAACUGUGGGCCUGGCAUUCAUGUUUGGUUGCAAAGAAAGCCGUUACCCGCUGCGUGAACUGACUUACUGCCUAGCCGAGGAGGCAUCAGGACGGAUACCACAUCCUACCACACCUCUUCUUGUCCAAGCAGCCCCCUUGACUGUUGGAUACUAUCCGGGAACUAUUUGAAAGCGAUCAACCAGAAUAUAUUCUUUCCCUUUUAAACGGAAUGGAUUUUGAAAAUACCUAACCUGGAGCGUUUGCUGUACAAGUGUUGUUAAAAGCCUGCUGGUGGAGAUUGCCAACUUUUGAGAAGGUCGCAUUAAGUCUUUCUGGAGGGAACUAACUUAAAGCCAAAAUGGAUCAAGCCAGCGGUGGGGAGGACCCAAAUAAACCCUCCAAAAAGAAAUCCAAUGAGGACGAGGGUAAAAACAAAAAGCUGAACAUACACAUAAAAACAUUGGCUGAUGAUAUGCGUGAUCGUAUUACCAGUUUCAGAAAAACAGGGAUGAAGAAGGAGAAGCUUCUUAUACAGCACCCAACAGAUCCCCUCUCUAUCCAGGCCGAACUGCCUGUUCCUCAGCCCCUUUUUGACGACCGCUCCAUGAACCUCUCAGAAAAGGAGAUCAUUGACCUCUUCGAGAAGAUGAUGGAGGACAUGAACCUGAAUGAGGAACGCAAAGCCCCUUUGCGUGGAAAGGACUUGAGCACCAAACGAGAGAUGGUGGUCCAGUACAUCUCAGCUACUGCCAAAUCUAUAACUGGGAGCAAAGUUGCGGGUGGACUAAGGAACAGCAAGCACGAGUCUACACUUUCAUCCCAAGAGUAUGUUCACGAGCUGCGUUCUGGCAUCACAGAAGAAAAGCUGCUCAAUUGCCUGGAGUCCCUCAGAGUGUCUCUCACUAGUAACCCUGUCAGUUGGGUUAACAACUUUGGUUAUGAGGGUCUUGGCCUUCUUCUCGAUGCUUUGGAGAAGCUGCUGGACAAGAAACAGCAAGAGAAUAUUGAUAAACGGAACCAGCAUAAACUUAUCCAAUGCUUGAAGGCUUUUAUGAACAAUAAGUAUGGACUGCAAAGUAUCUUGGGAGAUGAGCGGAGCCUGUUGCUGUUGGCACGAGCAAUCGACCCCAAACAGACCAACAUGAUGACCGAGAUUGUCAAAAUUCUCUCUGCUUUCUGUAUUAUUGGAGAGGAAAACAUCCUGGAUAAGAUUCUAGCUGCCAUGACAAUUGCUGCAGAGAGGAACAAUAAAGAGAGAUUUGCUCCAAUUGUGGAAGGUCUGGAGAACCACGAAGCCCAGCAGCUCCAGGUUGCUUGCAUGCAGCUGAUCAAUGCUCUGGUCACCUCCCCCGAUGACCUGGACUUCCGGAUACAUCUCCGCAAUGAGUUCUUAAGAUGUGGCCUCAAGAAGAUCCUACCUGAGCUAAAAGAGACAGAGGAGCUAGACAUCCAGCUGAAGGUGUUCAAUGAGAACAAGGAGGAGGACUCUAUCGAACUCUCCCAUCGCCUGGAUGACAUCCGCGCUGAGAUGGAUGAUAUGAAUGAAGUGUACCAUCUCCUGUCCAAUAUGGUGAAAGACACUGGCUCAGAGGCCUACUUCCUGUCAGUCCUUCAGCACCUUUUGCUCAUCAGAAAUGACUAUUACAUCAGGCCUCAGUAUUACAAGGUGAUAGAAGAAUGCGUGUCUCAGGUUGUCCUGCAUCGCAGUGGGAUGGACCCUGACUUUGGCUACAGUAAAAGAUUGGACGUGGACUUCACUCAUCUGAUUGAUCAGUGUGUGGAUAAAGCCAAAGUUGAAGAGAGUGAGCAGAAGGCUGUGGAGUACUCCAAAAAGUUUGAUGAGGAGUUCAGUGCACGGCAGGAGGCGCAGGCCGAGUCUCAAAAGAAGGAAGAGAAAAUCAAAGAGUUGGAGGGGAAGAUCAAGGCCCUGGAGUCCCAGAUUGCAGCAGGUCCAACUGCGCCUGGAGCACCACCUUCACCACCCCUACCAGGGGGUGCAGCAGCUCCACCUCCUCCCCCACCUCCUCCCCCACCUCCACCUGGUGGCUGCCCUCCCCCACCUCCUCCUCCUCUCCCCGGUCACGCUGGCAUGACACCACCACCACCACCUCCACCUCCUCCCCCAGGUGGAGGACCUCCACCUCCACCACCACCCCCCGGGUGUGGUGGUCCACCUCCUCCGCCUAUCUUCGGGGGCCCACCUGCAUUGCCUGUCAUCAAGCUGCCUUAUGGACUGCAGCCCAAGAAGACCUACAAGCCUGAAACUGUGAUGAAGAGGGUCAACUGGACCAAGAUAGUGCCUCAGGAAAUGGCAGAGAAUUGCUUCUGGAUCAAAGUCAAAGAAGAGAAGUUUGAGAAUCCUGACCUAUUUGCUCAGCUCUCCCUCUGCUUCUCGUCGCAGAGCAAAGUGAAAAAAGACGUGAAAGAUGAGACUGAUGACAGAAUGCAACAAUUCAAGAAAAAGGCAAAAGAGCUUCGCAUUCUGGAUGCAAAAACGGCACAGAAUCUUUCAAUUUUCUUGGGCUCGUUCCGCCUGCCUUAUGAAGAGAUCCGGGACAUUGUGCUGGAGGUAGACGAGGAAAGACUGAGCGAAUCACUCAUCCAGAACCUGAUAAAGAACCUGCCAGAGCAGAAAGAGCUGAAUUCGCUAGCGGAACUAAAGGGUGAAUAUGAAGAGCUAGUGGAGUCAGAGCAGUUUGGCAUUGUGAUGAGUUCAGUAAAACUCCUACGACCACGUCUGAACGGCAUUCUCUUCAAGCUGACGUUUGAGGAGCAGGUGAAUAACAUCCGGCCAGACAUCAUGAAUGUGACAUUUGCCUGCGAGGAGGUGAAGAAGAGUGAAAGUUUAAGCAAACUUCUGGAGUUGGUAUUGCUCGUUGGCAAUUACAUGAAUGCCGGCUCAAGGAAUGCCCAGACGUUUGGUUUCAACAUCAGCUUCCUCUGCAAGCUCCGAGACACUAAAUCCAUCAGUCAGAAUACAACACUUCUCAAUUUCCUCGCUGAAAAGUGUGAAGAGACAUACCAGGAGAUUUUGAGGUUUCCAGAUGAACUAGAACAUGUCGAGAGUGCCAGCAAAGUGUCUGCUGAGAUCUUAAAAAACAGUUUGACCACGAUGGAACGUCACAUUCAGAGGCUUGAGAACGACAUUGAGAACUUUCCCAAAACGGAUGACCAACAAGAUAAGUUUGUGGAAAAGAUGUUGGGCUUCUCCAAGCAUGCACGGGAGCAGUAUGACAAACUGUCGACGAUGCACAAGAACAUGCAAAAGCUUUAUGAGAGCAUAGGCAGCUAUUUUGCCUUUGACCCCCACUCGGUCAGUGUGGAGGAUUUCUUCGGAGAAUUGGCCAACUUCCGCAUACUCUUCAUGGAAGCCGUGAAGGAGAACCACAAGAAGAAGGAGAUGGAGGAGAAGAUCAAGAGAGCCAAGCUGGCGAAGGAGAAAGCAGAGCGGGAGAAGCAGGAGCGCCAGCAGAAGAAGAAGCAGCUGAUUGACAUGAACAAAGAGGGAGAUGAAACCGGUGUGAUGGAUAGCCUAAUGGAAGCUCUACAGUCUGGAGCAGCCUUCCGUGAUCGACGAAAACGAACACCACGCAAUGGUGAUCAAAGCCCUUCCAGUCCAUCGUCUCGGUGGCCGGGUGCUAACUAUGACAACCGCCGCGCAGUCCUGGAAAGGUCUCGUUCACGCCACAACACAAACCACCAAGCUCGAUGAUCGCCCGCGCCUACCACAAGACGCUAGACAAGUGCCAAAGAGGCCUGCGAGGUGGAGAACUGGAAGACAUCUGAAGGAGGGACAGACCACCAAUCACUGUAGCGCGCACGCACACAAACACACACACACACACACACACAGCAACAAGUAUGGAACAAAAAUGCAUAAAGAAUCCACACAGAACUGAAGCAUCUACAGUAUAUCACACAGACAUUUAAUUUUCAUGCUGUUCAUCUGACGCCUUACAUAUUUAUUCAACACUUUCCCAUCACUCUAAAUGUUCAUGUCCUCUCUAGAUGGUUUGGAUUUAUAAAACGAAAAAAAAAAAGUCUGCUGCUGUUUUUAAAGAAAGGUUUUCUUUGCUUGGAAAUCACUACAGUUCACAUUCAGUUUUGACACAAAGCAUGCAGUGUUUUGAUAAUAGACAUUUUGCCACACAGUAGAUUCGGCAAAGGGGCAGCAGGCCAGCUGUCCUUAAUAUGCAAGACGGGGAUUCAACACCAAUGUUGGCAAGCCAACAACCUGCUGACGUUUUCUUCAAUAAGUCUCUGAACUUUUCACGGAAAAGGAAAGGGUUGCUUAAGAUGUUUUUUUUUUUUUGUCAAUCCCUCCUUCAACCAACAUUAAGACAGUUUUUACUAGUAAAUGUACAAAGAGUCCACAUGAAUCAUUUAAUUUCAUUACAUAUCCCACAAAGCAACAAGACCCUGGCCCCUGUCUGCGCCGAUAUUUCAGAUCAUCUGACUCAUGGAUCUAGAAACUGUAAUCUUCAUUUUGACAGGAUGAAUUUUAUUUUUAGUUGUGUAAUAUCUAACCAAUGCCUUCGGGUGCUGAUCUCUGUUCCAAGGUCGCUUUUGCUGUUAACGUGAGAGACUGACACAUUUCUAAAUGCAUAUAACUGCCGAGAGGAGCUAACACGACCCUCUGACCUUUUCUGAAGUCAUACAGGUUUUCAGUGGGGGAAGGUUGAUUGUACAAAGGUAUAACAACGUUUUAUAUAUUAAUCUAUUUCAAUCGGUGUAUUUAUUUUUCUUUAUACGAAGGCUCUAAAAAGAAGUCCAGUAAUGACCUCUGUUUGGAGACCGAUGGUUAAAACGUCACUCUACUUAAAAAUCCCACAGCAAUUUUUUUUUUUUUCCCCCAUUUUCAAAAAUAUUAAACUAAAAUAAGCUCAUGUUAAACAUAGUGUCAUAUGAACACAUUUUGUUCAUAUUUUACCAUUUGAACAGACAUGUAAUUAAUAUAAAUAGGGCGAAGCUGCUUUAAAAAAAAUAACAGCUGAUAUAUUAAUGGGCAAAAUGUUUUCAGACUUAUAUGAAACACAGGAUGUAUUUUGUCCAUACCGUUCAGCAUCGAAACAAACACCUAAUGCUUGGAGUUUGUGUACAAAAUAUUUAAAACUUUGCUGUAAGCUUUGUUCCUCUGUAAGGACCCACUGUCACAGUUUCUUCACGUGAACUAUGUAUUCAUAUAUUCAUGCCUAGGGCAGCCCUGUUCCCUCACUGCCCUAAACUGUAAGCAGAUGCUACUAAAAACAACCAUUGAAUCCACAUGGAGUGAGCAUGACUAUAGUAUUAGACUAAGGGGCUCAGAAGACAAAAAUGGUGCUUGUCUUAGUAAGUGAGUCUCCAAACGCCCUCCAAUUUGCCAGCACUAAAAGCAUACUGUAAGUGACCCUUUUUACCACACCACAAGUUACUUCAGUAAUACCAUAGCUCUGCUUUAGGCUUUUUGUGUGUGUGUGUGUGUGUGUGUGUGUGUGUGUGUGUGUGUGUGUGUGUGUGUGUGUGUGUGUGCGCCAUACUAGCUCAGUAAUCGGAACAGGAACCCAGGCGGAAUAGGAUUCAGUGUGCUUGACUCCUGGGCUGAAUAGAUGGAGAUUUUUCAUUUAAACAAUCUGCCAGUGCUGCUUGUGAUGUGUCUGUUUCAUGAUGCCUCCUCUCCCUGCCUGCAUGCUUCUAAAAAUGCAAUUUUACACAUCAUCUCGGCUCAAGGUGCAUCCACAAUGCUCCGAGAAGUCUGCAUAUUUAAGAAGACAAUAAUUCUUCUGCGAACAUAAGGUUUGAGCAGUCGCACAUAGAGAGCAUAGAGAUGAGGUUUCCGCAUAAGGGAUUCUGCGUGGAUAGGAGUUUCAAGGGUGUGUUGUAUACAGCAGAGAUAGAGAUGUGCCAUCAAAGGCAGUGAUUUCCUUUUUCUAAUCCCAACUUGCCCUCUGUCCUCAACACCACCACGCCUGUACAGUUUAGUAAAGUAUUGAUUAUCAGUUCUCCAAGAAUACCAGUGUCUGCUGUGACAUUAAUUGUUGUUUUUCUGAUUGGAUACUGUACAUGCCAAAACAACCAUUGAUUUGUGGUUGACAAUUUGACUUAAAAUAUUACCUUGAUAAAAUUCAAAUCAGAUUUCUUUUUAUGUGCCAACUUUUUUUUUGUUUAGGGAAAACGCAGUUCUCCACAUACAAUGAUAGAAAAUCAUGUAUUUUUACUUUUUUUUUGUAUAUCAAAGAGAGUGCAGGUAUCUUUUUGUCAAUGUAUGCGAAAGAUUGUACAGCCAUGAAAACUAGAUUUUUUUAAAUUUUAUUUUAACUAUUGUUUAAUAGACUGAUCCAAUCAAAGUAGAUUUUGAUGCAAUUACAAAUUGAUAGUCAUGUGGUAUUUCUUAUGAAAAACACUCAAAUCUUGUAAUUUAUUUGGAGUAAAAAAACACAUUUUGUGAUGAUGCCUUUGUAGAACGUAAUAAGCUAAGAGCUAGUGUGUUAGCAAUUGUAGAAGUUUCAGAUCAUGCAUCUUUCCAGAAACAGUGAUCACUAUGAACAAUUGACAACUGCAUAGGAAAAAUGCAUCAUAAAACUUUAGGUUUGUUGCCAUUUCAAUUGAUAAAAUGGCUGAAAAGCAGUGACUGAAAAAAACAUGAACAGUAAUAUUAUUUAUAUUAAUAAAAGCAGAGCAGACAAUUUUCAAUUAUAAGAGAAACUUCUACAAUGACAACAUUCUUUAUUGUCCCUGUAAGUGAUUGUUGUAGCCCCCCUUACCAUAUUUUAGGAUACUCAUAAUUAUGUAUUUAUAUAGAAAAAUAGCAGGAGUGUUUUGGGUCAAAGAACCUGAAUUGUUCCAUUAUUUUAGUGUGGAGAAAAAGAAAAAAAAGCCUCUAUGUGUUUUAGCCAAUAAUCCCAUUGUCUUUGAGCUUGUGACUAACAAACCUGAACUGGUGAUAUGACUUUGUAACUUGUAAGAAUGAGGAGGCAGGGGUAUGAAAGAUUUAUCAAAAAAACUGUAAAAGGUGCCAUUUUGGUGGUGAUUGGUGGCAAGCGCUUUAAUUAAAAGAAACGUUUGCAAUCUAACUUACACUUAAUGACUCUGCACUUUACCUAACAAGAUAUUUCGGCUCAGGCAGAGGAAGAGUUGUUGGAGAUGUUUGAAUAUGACAUUGCCACUAACAGAGUGAACUAUUUGCAAAGUAUUUCUUUCGGUAAAUAGUUUCAGCUGCCACAUAUCCAGUUCUUUACUACUUUGUGAGUGCUUACUAUUGAUUUGUCGAAGACCAAUUGCGGUUGAAUCAACAAACAGCGCUCAUAACUAUUGACAAAUCCUGUCCGACCAUGAUGUGUUAGCUGCCAUAUCCCUGCCUACCCUCCUAGUUGUCAUUGAGUAUGUUUUAUUGUCUUAAGAAACAUUUAUAUUUGUAACAUUUUAAGUUUAUUUGUAUCCUUAAGAAAAAAACAAAAUGGUUAUGCACACUGUCCUUCCAUAGAACAUGUAUUGGAAUAUGAUACUAAAUAAUAACCACUUUGUUAUAUAAACUGAUUUCUGAAAGA